Molecule: messenger RNA, 2434 nt
Organism: Suillus clintonianus
Lineage: Eukaryota; Fungi; Basidiomycota; Agaricomycetes; Boletales; Suillaceae
Product: HCP-like protein
Exons: 4
Coding region: 16-2199 (727 amino acids)
Molecular function (GO): protein binding
Source: RefSeq, a predicted model, not a curated record
UUUCCAUCGUCGGUAAUGUCAGCACCUCCAGUACCCCCUCUCCCUCAAGACUACACACGCCACUCCUCACUUCCACCACCACCCUUGCCACCCCUUCCACCAGAAUACUUAGCUUUACAACGUGAUCAAUCAAGAUCUCCCUUACCUGCUCCUCGUCCUCAUCGCCUUGACCCAGAUUUACCAUCUAACAUGGCUCGCUCCUUGGACCAGGCCGCUUCUUACGCACCCCCAAUGAAUCAAAAUUUUCAUCACGCUCCCUCUCUUCACGCCGUAUCAAGUUACAAUCCAAAUCCAGGCUUUGUUCCACCUCCUCAAGCUUCCUUUCAACAACCUCCAAACACAACAAACACUCCUUGGAACGCCUGGAACCCCGUAAACCCAAUCGGUGUUCCUCUCCCAGCUUCCCCGCGACCACCUCACCCUGCUCAGUACCCACUUCAAGUGCAGCACUCUCCUCCAAUGCAACACCACCCACCUCCACGUGCUCAAAGUCAAUCCGCUGUUCCCAGUCUCACUGCCCCUAUCCCCACAGUACAAAGCCUCUCCACUGCACUUCCCACAAUACAACAACCUGCCCAUGACCCUCCACUUAAACUCGCUUGGGCUCGUGAUGUUCUUCUCCUCGUAGAUCGUACUCAACAUCCUACUGCAACUGACAUCCCAGCGGGUCCAGUCACAAUUACUGAUCCACAAUUACAACGUCUCGUUUCAACAGCAGUCCCUCUUGUACAACAACUUGCAGCCAUCAAUCACCAACCACUUCCCCUAUUCGUCGCUGAAGCAAUCUACCUCCGUGCUACUCUCGAAUCUAGCGGCGCUUACCCAGAUCGCAUCCCACACAAUCCUCGUCAGGCUUUCCGCGAUUUCGAAACUGCUGCACGUGCAGGUUACGCAGCUGCUUGGUUCCGUCUCGGACGCGAUUAUGAAAACUUCAACGAUGUAGUCCAUGCCAAGGACUGUUUCGAGAGAGGUGCCAAGAUGGGCGUCGAAAGUUGUGUCUAUCGCAUGGGAAUGGCAAAUCUACUGGGUCAGCUUGGCCUCCCUCCAAACCCUGCUGCAGCUCUGCCAUUUUUGCACCGCGCAGCUACCCUCGCGAGUACUACUACUCCUCAACCCGCCUAUGUUUACGCCCUCCUUCUCCUCGGUGAAUUCUCUGCUGCUUCCAUACCCACUUCCCUCCUACCUCAACUACCCGUCGCUCAAUCCGAGGCCCGUCGCCACCUCGAGCGCGCAGCCUACCUUGGUUUCGCACCCGCACAAUACAAACUUGGACACGCCUACGAGUUCGCCAGUCCGCCCUUCCCAUUUGACGCCUUGCUCAGUGUCCAGUAUUACUCCCUCGCCAGUCAGCAGGGCGAGGUCGAAGCAGACAUGGCCCUCAGCAAGUGGUUCUUGUGCGGUGCAGAAGGCGCAUUCGACAAGGACGAAGGUCUCGCCUUCACCUUUGCCGAAAAGGCUGCCAGGCGCGGGCUACCAAGUGCUGAGUUUGCGAUGGGUUAUUAUAAAGAGGUCGGUGUGGGUGGUGAGAAGGAUCUUCGGGAAUCCAUGAGGUGGUAUACUCUCGCCGCUGAACAUGGGAACACAGAUGCUGUAGAACGCAUCGCAGCGCUUAACCAAGUAGUUCCACAAGCACUCUCACGACAAGAGCACGACACCAUUACCGAAACACAACUCGUGCGCACACGCACUCAAGCUCGGGAACGAUCCAGUGCACAGCCACGUAUGAGUGUGGAAGAUGGGAGACAAGUUAUGGAAAUGGCACGAAAGAGCUCGAUCGCGCGACAGCAGUCUCCACCACAGGUCAUGAUGUCGCUUGCUGAACGUUCAUCACCUUCUGCUGUUCCCCAGCAACUACCUCCGCAACAACAACAGCCACAAAGGCAGUUCGUUGGUCAACAUCGAUACACCCUUGUAGACCCUGGAUCUGGGAGCGCUACACCCUCACGCCAGCAGUCGCCAUCACAGCAGCCACAGCCACAACCACAGCCUGCGUAUGCGCGUGCGGCUGGUAGACCGCCUGGUCAGAGGCAAGGGUCGGCGCCGCCCCAAGGGCAGCCACCACAGGCCCAAGGAUCGCCAGGGGAUAGAGCUCCCACUCCUCAGGCUGCGCGUCCCACAGGCCCAAAACCGCCCACGACGUUUGCGGAGAUGGGAAUUCAAGGUGCAAAAUUGGAGGAAAAGGAGUGUGUGAUUAUGUAGGGAAGUGGAUCGGGAUGCUCCGAGUACAUAUAUACAUACCCAUUUUUUCAGCUUUCUCUUCGAACUCUUUUUCUUCUUGUUCUCGGGCAAUGUUUGUUCGGUUCUUACGUAGUCUUACAUGGACUUGCAUGAUAAUGAAGCGUAGAUGUCACGUUUUCGUUUACGUCGGAUGGUGUAAUUCUGUCUUAUUGCUGUGUUGAGCACUGGAAUCAACAACAAUCUGGCGAUUCAUUGA